AUGGAUGACGUUGAACGCACUACCUCUCGAUUAUGGAGGGCUUACAGGACUGUGAAAGAAAUGGUGAGAGACCGCGGGUAUUACAUAACGCAAGAGGAAAUUGAUAUAUCCCUUGACCAAUUCAGAGAGAAGAUAUGUGAUUCCAUGGGAAUGCCACAAAGAAAACUCAUGUCAUUUCAAGCUAAUGCUUCUCAAGAAGCUGCGGAGAAAUAUGGAGAUCUGGGGCCUUUAUGGGUUGAAUUUUGCGAUGAGCCUUCUGUUGGGAUAACUACCAUAAAGAAUUUUUGCCAACAUAUCGCAGACAAGAACUUUGCUACAGGAAUCUUUAUUUACCAACAGAACAUGACGCCUUCGGCCACAAAAGCGAUCGCGGUUGCGGAACCAGCCACAAUCGAGACAUUCCAGGAAGCUGAUAUCAUAGUCAACAUUACGCACCACGAAUUAGUUCCUAAACAUAUCAGGCUGUCAACCGAGGAGAAGAAAGAAUUGUUGGCUCGGUAUAGAUUAAAAGAAUCUCAGUUACCCAGAAUUCAAAGAGAGGACCCUGUUGCUCGAUACUUGGGACUCCGUCGUGGACAAGUUGUCAAGAUAAUUAGAAGAUCCGAGACUUCUGGAAGAUAUGCAUCCUAUAGAAUCUGUCUUUGA
Ogataea angusta is the source of this 645-nucleotide messenger RNA. RefSeq lists its product as uncharacterized. The record is from RefSeq and is a predicted model, not a curated record. The transcript has a single exon. Gene Ontology annotation, biological process: DNA-templated transcription. NCBI's taxonomy places the organism in Eukaryota, Fungi, Ascomycota, Pichiomycetes, Pichiales, Pichiaceae. Bases 1 to 645 code for a protein of 214 amino acids. Gene Ontology annotation, molecular function: DNA-directed RNA polymerase activity; DNA binding. Gene Ontology annotation, cellular component: RNA polymerase I complex; RNA polymerase III complex; RNA polymerase II, core complex.